Colias croceus (clouded yellow) is the source of this 2346-nucleotide messenger RNA. Its product is annotated as glucose dehydrogenase [FAD, quinone]-like. Bases 118 to 1968 code for a protein of 616 amino acids. NCBI's taxonomy places the organism in Eukaryota, Metazoa, Arthropoda, Insecta, Lepidoptera, Pieridae. Gene Ontology annotation, molecular function: oxidoreductase activity, acting on CH-OH group of donors; flavin adenine dinucleotide binding. The transcript is spliced from 5 exons. The record is from RefSeq and is a predicted model, not a curated record.
ACGUAGCGAUCUGACCUAUAAUAAUAUGGUCUAUUAGGUUCUAUUAGCAUUCAUUAUUUAUCAACCACUAUAUUAAAAACUAUUCUAUUAUAAAAAAGUUCUAAUUCCAAAAAAGCCAUGAUUUGGCAACCCCUAAAUCUCACGGAGGUAUGUCCUGUCAAUAGUCAUCUGACUGCAUGUUCCUAUUUGGGAUAUGCUUUCCUAAAUGUGCUGGUGCAAAUGUAUGGAGAUUCUAUAGAUAGACGUAUACAGGAAGGUAUUGGUGUUCAUGAUGAUACUGAAGAUGAAGAGCAUUACGAUUUUAUAGUUGUCGGAGGUGGCUCAGCGGGGUGUGUGGUAGCUACAAGGUUGAGUGAAUUCCCGGAUUGGAAGGUUUUACUCCUAGAAGCUGGACCAGAACAGCCCGACAUAACCCUGAUACCAGGGCUGCAUAACUCUCUAAUAGGUUCGAAUGUCGACUGGGGGUAUAGCACGGAGCCGAAUGGAAAGAGUUGCUUGGCGUAUGGCGGGAGGUGUUCGUGGCCGAGAGGUAAAAUGAUGGGCGGUUCCGGGUCCAUUAAUUCAAUGUCGUAUAUAAGAGGAAAUCGUCUAGAUUACGAUCGUUGGGCAGCGCUAGGUAACAAAGGUUGGAGUUAUGAAGAGGUAUUACCAUUCUUCAAAAAGCACGAAGACAAUUUAGAAAUAGAAGAACUAGAUAGAAAAUAUCACGAUAUUUACGGAGAGCAACCAAUACAAAGGUUCACGUAUAUCGACAAUAUAGCUAGAAUGAUUACAGAAUCUCACAUAGAAAGAGGCUUACCAUUAACAGACUAUAACGGGGCACAUCAAGAAGGAACGAACCAAGCGCAAGCUUUCGCCAGAAAUGGAGUAAGAUGGUCCGCAAACACAGCAUUCAUUCAACCAGUUAGAUACAACAGAGAUAACCUCGUGGUUAAAGUUAACUCAGAAGUAAAGAAAGUCUUAAUAGAGAACGGUGAAGCUGUCGGUGUUAUUUAUGAAAGAAACAAUAAGAAAUACACCGCAUACGCUAAAAAAGAAGUCAUACUAAGCGCUGGAUCUAUCAAUUCUCCACAAUUGUUAAUGUGGUCUGGAAUUGGGCCAAGAGAACAUUUAAAAUCGCUCAAUAUUCCUGUGAUAAUAGACCUGCCUGUUGGUGAAAAUUUACACGACCACGUCACAUACAAUGGUCUUCUAGUCGCUCUGCCUAAUGGAACAGCCACGACUGUAAAUGCGGACGAAUUAUUUUACAACGUUAAAAACUUCUUCGACAUGUCCCCACAUGAACGACCUUUAUCAGGGAACGGUCCAACGAACUCGAUUGCUUUUCUUAAAAGUAAACAUGGCUUAGCCGCUCCUGAUGUUCAAUAUCAAGCUGAUCACACGAGUUCUUGGCGAGAAUUCAUUAAAGAUCCUGCCGCGUACAUUGAAGUGGCCAUACUUCCGGCAUCGUUUUACGAUGGCAUCGUUUUGCGUGUGAUGAAUAUAGCCCCAAAGAGUCGAGGCAGACUUCUCCUAAAUCCCAAUGACCCAUACGGUCAUCCACUGUUGUAUCCUAAUUACUUUGACGAUGAAACAGAUUUCCUUCCGUUGUUACGAGGCACUAGAUUUGCGUUAUCACUAGAAGAUACGCAUGCGUUUAGAAGUAAAGGGGCAUAUUUUGUUCGUACUCCGCUGCCGUAUUGUGAAGAUUUCGAAUGGGGGACGGAUGACUAUCUCCUAUGUGUAAUGAAAUAUUAUACGUCUGGUACAUAUCAUCCUGUGGGCACUUGUAAAAUGGGUCCAGAAGAUGAUGAUACAGCAGUUGUUGAUCCAGAAUUAAGGGUUUAUGGAAUAGAUAGGCUCAGAGUAAUAGAUGGAUCUAUAAUGCCUGUAGUGACUUUGGGUAAUACGAAUGCACCGUGUAUGAUGAUUGGGGAACGUGGUGCCGAUUUUAUUAUCAAGUACUGGGCAAAUGUAACACAUGUUUAGGGUUGACAAUAAUUGUUCCUGAUAGGCUAAGGAGUAUUUAUUUUCGUUAAAUUUCGCAUAAUUUUCUAAAAUUCUUUCAUAAUUAAUAUGUAUGUAAGAAAAUGUACUUGUACCGAGCUAUCCAUGUAUUUAUUUCAAUCUUUUUAAUUACAUAUUUUAAGCAAUUUAACUUUUAAUUUCUUAUUUCAAUGUUUAGUGUUGUGAACAUUGUUCUUGUUCUUAUAUUGCCUUACUACAUAUUUAGUAUUUACUAUACUAUUUAUCAUGUUUAUAGGAAAGUCAGUUAUAGUCAAGUUAUAGGUAUAUAUGUACAUAAUAUAUUGUAUAUAUUAUGUAUAUGUAAUAUAUUAAGUUCGAAAUAAAACCACACAUUGUUCA